Mucor mucedo is the source of this 555-nucleotide messenger RNA. RefSeq names its product HSF-type DNA-binding-domain-containing protein. Lineage: Eukaryota; Fungi; Mucoromycota; Mucoromycetes; Mucorales; Mucoraceae. Bases 1 to 555 code for a protein of 184 amino acids. The transcript is spliced from 2 exons. Gene Ontology annotation, molecular function: sequence-specific DNA binding; DNA-binding transcription factor activity. The record is from RefSeq and is a predicted model, not a curated record. Gene Ontology annotation, biological process: regulation of DNA-templated transcription.
AUGGUAGAAGAUGGACGUCAUCAAAACUUAAUCUCUUGGAAUCCAACUGGUACAUCAUUUUUCGUAUAUAACGCACCACAAUUUGCACAAGAAGUUUUACCCGAGUAUUUCAAGCAUAGUAACUUUUCUAGCUUUGUUCGUCUAUUAAACAUGUAUGGAUUUCACAAGAUUAAUAAAUCUCCUCGAGGACAAAGAGGCCAUAACGAGAAUGAAAUAUGGGAGUUCUCUCACCCAAAAUUUCAACACGGUCGAGCUGACCUUUUAAAAAGUAUCAAGCGAAAAGCCAUGGAUUCCGAACUGCUGAGACGAGAAACAGGAGAUAUACAAGCUUCAUUUGCAUCACUUCAAAUGUCACAGGCAGACUUGUUGCGGCAGUUCAAUACACUGCAGGAAAGUUUCACCAAUAUUCUGCAAAGUUUUGAAGAAACCAAAAAAGUUCAGCAGCAGCAAGAUAUAAUGAUACGCCAACUUGCAGAAAGACAAGGUUUAUCCCCUGAUGAAUUGAUCAAAGGUAAUUAUAUACUCUUGUCGAAUGAUAUACAUACUAAAAGAUGA